Messenger RNA from Saimiri boliviensis boliviensis (Bolivian squirrel monkey), 1619 nucleotides. RefSeq names its product centromere protein U (gene CENPU). Lineage: Eukaryota; Metazoa; Chordata; Mammalia; Primates; Cebidae. Gene Ontology annotation, cellular component: nucleus. The record is from RefSeq and is a predicted model, not a curated record.
GUCAGUUGGGGGGACGCUUUCAGUCGGUUGGCAGGGCGCGUCCAGUCCGUUGCGAGGGCUUGGAGAGCGGCGCCAUGGCUCCGCGGGGCCGGCGGCGGCGGCGGCGGCGGCGGGCGCGGCCUCCCAAUCCUGAAGGUGCAAGACAGUCAAAGAACACAUUAGAAAGAACACAUUCCAUGAAAGAUAAAGCUGGUCAAAAGUGCAAGUCUGUUGAUGUGUUUGAUUUUCCUGAUAAUUCUGAUGUCUCAAGCGUUGGCAGGCCAGGUGAAAAUGAGAAAGAUGAAGAACCUAAUGAGACCUUUGAUCCUCCUUUACACAGCACAGCUAUAUAUGCUGAUGAGGAAGAAUUCUCCAAACAUUGUGGCUUAUCUAUUCCUUCAACUUCUCCAGGAAAAGAAGCAAAAAGAAGUUCUGACACUUCUGGAAAUGAAACAAGUGAAAACGAAUCUGUGAAAAUUAGUGCAAAAAAGUCAGGAAGAAAGCUCAAGCCCAUUAGUGAUGACUCUGAAAGCACUGAAGGAAUUGAUGUAAGAAGAAAAGUUAAAUCAGCAGAGAAAAUAAGUACACAGCGACAUGAGGCUGUUCCAACUACAGCAUCUUCAGAUCUUUUAGAGAAGCCAAUUGAGUCGGUCACUUUUAGAAAGAUAGGACCCCGUAGUGCCCAGCCUUCUGUUGAAAAAGAGAACUUGGCAAUAGAAAGUCAAUUGAAAACUCAGAAAAAAGGGAAGAUGUCUUAUGACAAAAGGAAGAAAUCAGGAAGUGAAGCCAUAGAUUCAGAUACUUCCAACACUGUGCAUAUGUGUCUAGACGGAAAGAAAGCCAGUGACAUCAUGGAGAUGAAUGCUGUUUUGCCUGAAUUUGGUAAAGUCCACCAAGAGUAUGCAAAAAGAAUAGAAUCUAAAAUUUGUAAGGCAGCCAUGGACACAUUUUAUUACAAUGUUAAAGAACAAAUCACCAAAUUGCUUAAAGAAAGCCAGAUGUUGAGAAGUCUGAAAAGGAAGAAUGCUAAGAUGAUUUCAGAUAUCGAAAAGAAAAGGCAGCGUAUGAUUGAAGUCCAGGAUGAACUGCUUCGGAUGGAGCCACAGCUGAAAAAACUACAAACCAAAUAUGAUGAACUUAAAGAGAGAAAGUCUUCCCUUGGGCAUGCAGCAUAUUUCUUAUCUAAUUUAAAACAGCUCUAUCAAGAUUAUUCAGAUGUUCAAGCGAAAGAACCAAAUGUAAAGGAAAUGUAUGAUUCAUCCAGCCUUCCAGCUCUGUUAUUUAAAGCAAGAACACUUUUGGGAGCUGAAAGCCAUCUGCAAAAUAUCAACCAUCAGUUAGAGAAGCUCCUUGACCAGGAAUGAGAAGAGCAGUCUACUAAAAUGUGUCUAUAGGAAGACUAGUCUCAUGCUGUUACCUUCUGAAACUGUACUUUAUUAAAUAAAUAGUUUUGCAAAGCAGUUAAGGCCUACGUACCAGAAUCUAAAAUUUGUUAUUCAAAUUAAAUGGUUGUGAACAAUGUUAAAUGGCAUCAAUAGUUUUAGAGGCCAUAAUCUUUUCUGGUUAAUAUCUUCAGUAAUUUUAAAAUGUUGAUACCUUGUCUAAUCAGCCCCAGAUAUAAAAAAUUAAGUUGAUGUGAA